UGGGGUUUUCUGUGGUGUUUGGCUGAUAUAGGGCAGUUACUAUCUAAAAGUUGUCUAUCUUGCUCGAGGCAGCAAGCUUUUGUUGGAGCCUUUUUCGUCUGUGCUUGUUGGCAUCUCCAGGUUCUUCCGUUCCAAGUGAGGCAAAAAGAAAAUGCAGGCCACUCACCAUGGUGUCCUUCCUCCAGGCCUGAGGCCCCUCACUGGUCUGCCUUCUUCACUCCGCCUUUCAGAGUCCUCUCUUGUUUGUUUUACAUAUCACGUGCAGGGGUUUUUGUUGUGCACAGCAGGUGGAAUAGGGAAAGGUGUGUCUACCGCAUCCUCCUGGAAGUGGAAGUGGUUGGGAGAAAUUAGAGGAUUGGGUUGAAGCCAGUGUGUGAAGGGCCUUCACGCCAGGGGUUUGACUCUGUAGGUGGCAGGAGGGAUGUUGGAGGUUCAACUCUGCAGCAGUGUGGAGGGAUGGGGAGGGGAGUGGCAGAGAGACCCGGAGGCUGGUGCCUGGGCCCAGGGAGGUGAGGAUGCAUUUCUGGACUGCGACAGCAGACGUGGGGCAGAAAGGAAGAAGGGAGAGUCCAUGCGGGCCACAAGGAAGUCCGAGGACCAGGUGGUGCUGGCUAGAGUGCAUGCUUUUGGACCCAAGCUUAACUUUUCAAAUGUGGAAUGCUAGGCCUUCAUUGGUUUCUGGAAGAAGUUGACUGCCUGAAAGGAAGCGACAAAACAUGAAAAUUGCUUUGAGGUGACCAACAAGUCCAGUGGCCCCUUGCUUCUCCCAAGGUGGAUCUGGGGUUUAAGAACCGUAACUUCAGAUGAGGAAACUCGGGCCCAGAGAGUGGGAGUGACAGCCCCAGUCACGUCACUUGGAGCUGGACCCCGACAGCGGGCAGUGCACGGCCACCUUCAACUGGGUUUGCAGUUGGAGUCCCUUGCAAGAGCCACCCUGGUCGUCCUCCACCUUAGAAGAGCACGUAGAAAUAAACGUGCCUCUGUGCCUCCUUGUACCUAUUCCAGACUCCAAUGGCCGAACAGAGAAUGGACAUUUCUUCAACUAUCAGCGACUUCAUGUCCCCAGGUGCCACCGACCUCCUCUCCAGCCCCCUGGGCACCGGUGGCAUGGAUUGCAACCGGAAACGCAAGGGCAGCUCCACGGACUACCAAGAAAGCAUGGACACAGACAAAGACGACCCUCAUGGAAGGUUAGAAUACACAGAGCACCAAGGAAGGAUCAAAAAUGCAAGGGAAGCUCACAGCCAGAUUGAAAAGAGGCGUCGGGAUAAAAUGAACAGUUUUAUUGAUGAACUGGCUUCUUUGGUACCAACGUGCAACGCGAUGUCCAGGAAAUUAGAUAAACUUACCGUGCUGAGGAUGGCUGUUCAGCACAUGAAAACAUUACGAGGUGCCACCAAUCCAUACACAGAAGCAAACUACAAACCGACUUUUCUCUCAGAUGAUGAAUUGAAACACCUUAUUCUCAGGGCAGCAGAUGGAUUUUUGUUUGUCGUAGGAUGUGACCGAGGGAAGAUCCUCUUUGUGUCAGAGUCUGUCUUCAAGAUCCUCAACUACAGCCAGAAUGAUCUGAUUGGUCAGAGUUUAUUUGACUACCUGCAUCCUAAAGAUAUCGCCAAAGUCAAGGAGCAGCUCUCCUCCUCUGACACUGCACCCCGGGAGCGGCUCAUAGAUGCAAAAACUGGACUUCCAGUUAAAACAGAUAUAACCCCUGGGCCAUCUCGAUUAUGUUCUGGAGCACGGCGUUCUUUCUUCUGUAGGAUGAAGUGUAACAGGCCUUCCGUAAAGGUUGAAGACAAGGAUUUCCCCUCCACCUGCUCAAAGAAAAAAGCAGAUCGAAAAAGCUUCUGCACAAUCCACAGCACAGGCUAUUUGAAAAGUUGGCCGCCCACAAAAAUGGGGCUGGACGAAGACAACGAACCAGACAACGAGGGGUGUAAUCUCAGCUGCCUUGUCGCCAUCGGACGACUGCACUCUCACAUGGUUCCACAACCGGCGAACGGGGAAAUCAGGGUGAAAUCUAUGGAAUAUGUCUCUCGGCAUGCAAUAGAUGGGAAGUUUGUUUUUGUAGACCAGAGGGCAACAGCUAUUUUGGCAUAUUUACCACAAGAACUUCUAGGCACCUCAUGUUACGAAUAUUUUCACCAAGAUGACAUAGGACAUCUCGCAGAAUGUCAUAGGCAAGUUUUACAGACAAGAGAAAAGAUUACAACUAAUUGCUAUAAGUUUAAAAUCAAAGAUGGUUCUUUCAUCACACUACGGAGUCGGUGGUUCAGUUUCAUGAACCCUUGGACCAAGGAAGUAGAAUACAUUGUCUCCACCAACACCGUUGUUUUAGCCAACGUCCUGGAAGGCGGGGACCCAAGCUUCCCUCAGCCCACAGCAUCCCCCCGCAGCAUGGACAGCACGCUGCCCUCUGGAGAAGAUUCCUCUGUUGUAGGUGGCCCAAAGAGGACCCACCCCACUGUUCCAGGGAUUCCAGGGGGAACCAGGGCUGGGGCAGGAAAAAUAGGUCGAAUGAUUGCUGAGGAAAUCAUGGAAAUCCACAGGAUAAGAGGGUCAUCGCCUUCCAGCUGUGGCUCCAGCCCACUGAACAUCACAAGUACACCUCCCCCUGAUGCCUCUUCUCCAGGAGGCAAGAAGAUUUUAAAUGGAGGGACUCCAGACAUUCCUUCCAGUGGCCUACUACCAGGGCAGGCUCAGGAGAACCCAGGUUAUCCAUAUUCUGAUAGCUCUUCUAUUCUUGGUGAGAACCCUCACAUAGGCAUAGAUAUGAUAGACAAUGAUCAAGGCUCAAGCAGUCCCAGUAAUGAUGAAGCAGCAAUGGCUGUCAUAAUGAGCCUCUUGGAAGCAGAUGCUGGGCUCGGUGGUCCUGUUGACUUUAGCGACUUGCCAUGGCCGCUGUAAACACUACAUGUUGCUUUGGCGACAGCUACAGUAUCAAAGUGCAUUACUGAUGGAGUUAUACAGUCUGUGAAGCUUACCGGAUAAGGAGAGAACAGCUUUUAUGUACUGUCUUCAUAAAAGCCAUCUCAGAGCCAUUGAUACAAGUCAAUCUUACUAUGUGUAACUUCAGACAAAGUGGAACUAAGCCUGCUCCAGUGUUUCCUCAUCAUUGAUGAUUAUUGGGCUAGCUGUGGAUAGCUUGCAUUAAUUGUAUAUUUUGGAUUCUGUUUGUGUUGAAUUUUUUAAUCAAUCAUUGUGCACAGAAGCAUCAUUGGUAGCUUUUAUAUGCAGAUGGUCAUUUCAGAUGUAUGGUGUUUUUACACUACAAAGAAGUUCCCCACGUGGAUAUUUCUUAUACUAAUUGUAUCAUAAAACCGUUUAUUCUUCCUUGUAAGAAUCCUUUACUAUAAAUAUGGGUUAAAGUAUAAUGUAUUAGUUAAAUAUUUUUAAUAAAUGUUUCCCUUGUUCUAUAAAUAUCGUUCACAUUUCAAAUAAUUAGAAAAAUCCUACAGGGAAAAAAAUGCCAUAGGGCUGGAUCAUCAAUUUUCCAUGGUGGGUGUGUGUUUAAGGAUGAGCCACACCAAAAGCAUUUACAGUGCUUUUCUGGCCUUCAUAACAAUUCUAGGGCAUACAUAAUUUCCCUGUUACUAGUUUAGCUGUACUGUAUUUUUGCUAUACUGUAAUUUCAGUUUCUGUGAGAGCAAAGAAAGAUGUUACUGCUUAAACACAAACUGCAAAUCCUCUGAAAUUUUACAAAAUCAAGAUUAGAUAGAACAGACUGGCUUCUCUAAUGUACAACUCCUCUACUACUCACAGCUGUAUGGCUUCAAACAGUAAGUGACCCUGGACCCAAAGCACCUAAAUACUUCUGAUUUCUUCAUGAAUUGGGCCACGGAAUAUUAACAAAACAAAACAAAAACAUUUUCAUGAAAAAUUUGCUAGGCAGAACAUCACAGUAUAAUGGAGAAAACACUGAACCAGUGUCAGAAUUUGGCUCUGAAACUUACUUAAGGUUACUGUAGGACCUAGUAAAGGUAUUUCAUC
Molecule: messenger RNA, 3990 nt
Organism: Globicephala melas (long-finned pilot whale)
Lineage: Eukaryota; Metazoa; Chordata; Mammalia; Artiodactyla; Delphinidae
Gene: BMAL1
Product: basic helix-loop-helix ARNT like 1
Biological process (GO): regulation of transcription by RNA polymerase II; circadian rhythm
Cellular component (GO): aryl hydrocarbon receptor complex; transcription regulator complex; cytoplasm
Molecular function (GO): DNA-binding transcription factor activity, RNA polymerase II-specific; protein dimerization activity; RNA polymerase II cis-regulatory region sequence-specific DNA binding
Source: RefSeq, a predicted model, not a curated record